AUGUCUCGCGCCCCUGCUCCUCCCACUGUUGAGCGUUCCGAGGAUUCCGUCUCCUCUCUCAUCGACGUCGACUCCCCCCACGUCUCCUCCGUUCCCUCCGACUUUGAGCAGCAAUCCGUAAAGACGGAUACGCAAGCCGAGCGCAUCGAGUUCGAGGAGAAGGCUAAGGAGGCCGCUAAGGAGGCCGAAGCCGCGAAGGACAGGGCGAAGGAGCGCGCGAAGAAGGAUGCCGGCAUCGCCAAGAAGAACGCAGACAACCCUGUUGUCCUAGGCAAUGCUGUGACCGUCGGUAUUCUGGGGACUGUCCUAGGUGUUGGCGCAUACAGGAAGUACGUUAGAGACGAGCUGAGCUGGAAAGUCGUUGGUGCUUGGGCUGGUGUUGUUGGACUUUUCGCAGUUGGCGACUACUACGUUUCCAACUACUUCUUCAAGAAGUACCCCCCGAAGAAGUAG
Didymosphaeria variabile is the source of this 453-nucleotide messenger RNA. RefSeq lists its product as uncharacterized. Gene Ontology annotation, molecular function: nascent polypeptide-associated complex binding. The record is from RefSeq and is a predicted model, not a curated record. Gene Ontology annotation, cellular component: mitochondrial outer membrane. Lineage: Eukaryota; Fungi; Ascomycota; Dothideomycetes; Pleosporales; Didymosphaeriaceae. The coding region runs from base 1 to 453 and encodes 150 amino acids. The transcript has 3 exons.